AGAGGGAAGUUCGGUUUCUUUACUGGGCGGACAGAACAAGUUGUUUUUUUUAAGGUCCAUAAACGUAGUGACUAAAUGACUGUAACUUAUUUUUGCUCUCUGGAUGUCUCACUUUGACAUUUACGCGUCUCAUUCAAACGAUUUCUUUCUUAAGUAAAUUUGUCUGGACAAGGAGCCAGAUGACUGAGUCGGAGCCAGCGAGCCAGCUCCAACAAACAGCAGAGCCGAAUGUCCCGCUGAAUGUCCAGGAGAUGCAGUUCUGGCUGGACAAAUCAGUGUCUUGGGGCCUGGCUGACAGUCCAGAUGCUCAGAAAGACACCUGCCUUCACUUGAACAGACUGGGGAAUUUCCUCUGUCAACUCCUUGUGUACAUCAACCAUAUGAGCUCCACAACAGAAACCUUGAAGAAGCUGCCAUUUUUAGGCCAGCUUUUGGGUCGGCUGUGCUGGAACCCCUAUGUCACUGCAGGAGAUACAAGCAGAGGGCUCCUUCUCCAGUGUCUGUUAGGACUGUAUUCAGAACAUCCAAGCAGUGCUGUAGAAAGAAAAGCCAACCAGUGGAUUCAGAAGGUUUUAUGCCAGCUUGCUACAGAAGAAGAUGAUUUUGGCACCCAGACACUAAUAAAUCACAUGGGUGUACCAGCUAAAGAGUACCAUCUCAAAUUGCUGAAAAAGAUGGUGGCACGUCUGCAGGAAAACAUUGGAAAGACUUUGUGCUCUCAGAGCUGCAUAGACAAAAGGUGUUCAUGUGACAGUAUUCUGGCUAUAUCAGAGGUUUGUGCCCCCCUUGCCACUUGUCCUGAGGCUUCUCCUCUCAUUGGUGCCUUGAUGCAACAGCCAACGACGUGCAUCAGAGAAACUCUGAGUGACGACUUCCUUGGUGCACUGAGCUUGGCUCAUUCAAGCUUUGGCUUGCCAUUGGAGGAGCAGACCAAAAUCUCUCUGUGGUAUCACAGUAUGCCCAGCCUGGAGGAGGCUGUUAUCGGUGUGCUGGAUUCUGUGACAGACAUAGGGUCAACACCACAGAUGCUUGAGCGGCAAAUAACAAAAUCACUGUUGCCGAAAGCUUGUGCUCAGCACUGUUCAAUAUUUCUGGUUACAAACGACAUCUUCAGGUCAGUUAUUAAGCAAGCUGAAGAAAAUCUUUCCAUAAAGUCUGUUAUUCACACCUUCACCAAGCUUUUCUUGAGGGAACUGGCACUGCUGCAGCCUCAGAUGACUGCAUCUGUAAAGGCCUUCUUCCCACAGUCACCUCCGAAUCUACUGGUUCCCCUGCUGACCAUGCCAUCAGAAAUGGCUCAGGAGGCUUGGAAAAAUCACCUGAAGUUGCUCAGUGUCUCAUUACAGAGACUGACAGAGGAGGAAGAGGAGGAAGACAGAGGCAGCAGAAGCACCAGGGGGCACCACAGAGUGUUUGAGGCCUGGUUCCUGUUGGUUCAGUGUGCUCACUGGGUUCAUGUGGCAGUCCAGCUGCUGGUCACAUCAGGACCAGAGGACUGCAGUCCCUUGCUGUGGCUUCUGACCUUCUACCACCAUCCCACCAACAAGUGGCACCACAGAGCUUUACAUCUGGAGCAAGCCAAAGAAGUUCUGGGGCAGCUGCACACGCUUUCUUCCGUCUUAUCUCGUCCGCUUCCUGUUGAUCGCCUGCAAUCAUCCAUUGGUCUGCUGUCAGCACAACCUCAGCAGCAGUCACUCGCUCCAUCGUUGACCCUCGACCUGCUGGUUAAUUUUGUUGUUUUCUGUCGACUUCCUCUGAGUGACUCUGCAAAGAUUUUACAGACGGUGGUGGAUCAGUCUGGUCUGUUUCAUGAGACAGCUUGUGUUCUUAGCUCACUUCAGCUCAGACUAAAUGAAGCAAGCUGCUUAUCAGACGACAGAGUUCAUAUCAGGAUCAAGGAACUUCACAACACAAUAACACGCAUGCAAGCAGAACCAACAACACAUACUCACACUGUCCACAACAGCAAUUUUGCAGAAUAAUGAACAGCCAUGCUUUUGUGUAGAUGUGUUGCUCUAUGGUGACAGGAGUGUAUCAAAAUAACAGCAACUACAGAUUACAGUACAGGGGCAGGACACAAUUAUAGACACAAGGACAUUUAAACAGUGACGGAGCACUUUAAGAAGCAGCAGCUCAUACGUGUCAGAGUUGUCCCACUCACUGAAUUUCAUCACAGUAUUAGUCUUUUAUGCUGCACUGGCUCAAAUGAGCAUAAAAGCAAGAAAAUCCAAGAACACACUGACAAUUCUGACUAUUUAAACUGUGAGUAAUUAGAACAACUUUUUAUUUAAAAAUGUUUAUUACUUUAUUGUCAUAAAGGUGAAGAAUAGCUCACGAUGGUCUAGCUAUUAUAAGCAUACAGUGCCUUGCUUAUGCUUCUACAUAUGAUGAUUUGACUGCUGGCUGAUCACUGCUAAUUAGACAAAUUGAAAAAAAUUG
This is a messenger RNA of Melanotaenia boesemani (Boeseman's rainbowfish), 2439 nucleotides long. It is a transcript of the gene fancc, whose product is annotated as FA complementation group C. The transcript is spliced from 16 exons. Gene Ontology annotation, biological process: nucleotide-excision repair; interstrand cross-link repair; cellular response to oxidative stress. NCBI's taxonomy places the organism in Eukaryota, Metazoa, Chordata, Actinopteri, Atheriniformes, Melanotaeniidae. Bases 180 to 1982 code for a protein of 600 amino acids. The record is from RefSeq and is a predicted model, not a curated record. Gene Ontology annotation, cellular component: Fanconi anaemia nuclear complex.